AAAAAAAUAGAUCUUGUACACAUAUGAAAAUCUAAUAUUUUCCUCGAAGGACAAACAAGUACGGAGUAAUUUAUCUACGCCUUAAGAAAUACGUAAGUUAGCUAAUUUCUACUUCGUAUGUAUGUAGUGCCAAAUAUUCAAAAAGGAAAAAAAAUGUAUGUAGUGCAAAAAACAGAAACCCUUAAAAAAAACGUUUAGACUUAAAAGCAGCCAUGACAUGAAUACAUGAUGAUAGAAUUGCAAGUUGCACUAGCAUAUAAAAAGAAGGGAAAUGAUGAAGUUCAUACUAUUUCCAAAUCAAAGUUGUGGAAAUUCUCUGCUUCCUGCUUUACGCGUGAAGCACUUUGUCCCGGCCACCAUUUCCACUUCUCCACCACCCCCCCAUUCAUCACCACAACGUAUCUUACUACGAAGACGCUAUGGAUUAUAUCAACAUUUGCUAAUGGAGACUUCUAUACAUGUUCUGUUUCUUUUGUGCUGCUACUUUAGUACCUUAUGCAUAGCAAUAGACAGCAUCACAUCAUCAAUAUUUCUGAAAGAACAUGAAUCUAUAGUCUCAAAGAAUGGUGAUUUUAAGUUGGGCUUCUUCAGCCCCUCGAAUAGCACUAACCGGUAUAUUGGGAUUUGGUUUAACAAGGUACCUACAAAUGAUGUUUUUUGGGUAGCAAACAGAAAUAACCCGCUUAAUGAUUCUUCUGGUGUAAUGAAAGUAUCUGCAGAUGGAAAUCUGCAAGUCUUGAAUGGGAGAAAUGAUGUCCUUUGGUCGUCGAAUAUGUCUGUCACUGCAGCAAAUGCCUCUUUAUCAGCACAACUUCUAGAUACCGGGAAUCUAGUUCUGUUUACUUCUGGUACCAAUGGCACUAUGGUCUGGCAAAGCUUUGAUCACCCUACGGAUUCUCUUAUGCCGAAUACAAAGUUGAUUAUUUCCAAUUCUAAUAUGAAGCAUGCUUUACAACCUUGGAAGAGCCCUUCUGACCCAUCAUUUGGGAGAUUUUCUGUUGGGACCGACUCUUUCAUUCAUUCUCAAGUAAUUAUAUGGGAUGGUGAUCGGCCACAUUGGCGUAGUGGUCCUUGGAAUGGGAAUAUAUUUCUAGGAUUGAUGUAUACUGAUGAAGCUACCAACUAUGCAAACACCUAUAUUCGUCAGAAUGACAAAGAUGGAACAAUCGACUUUGUCUAUACUGGUGCAAGUACUCUGGCCUAUUCUCACUACGCUUUCAGCUAUGAUGGAACAAUAAGCGAGAAAUGGUGGGAUGGAAAGAAGUGGCAGUAUGUUUGGGGCGCCCCUGUAACAGAAUGUGAUUUGUAUGGUAGUUGUGGAGCGUUUGGAAGUUGCAAUCCUACAAGUUCUCCUGUUUGUAGGUGUUUGAAAGGGUUCAGGCCAAAGAAUCCUGAGGAAUGGAAGAAAGGAAACUGGACUAACGGAUGUGUACGAAAGGUGUCAUUGCAAUGUGGAAUUCAGGGUGGUAAAGAUGAUGGGUUUUUACCGGUAAAGAAUGUUAAAGUGCCAGACCAUACAGAGUGGUCAGUGGGACUAAAUCAGGUUAACUGCAGAAGCCAAUGCUUACAAAAUUGUUCUUGUUUAGCUUAUGCUUAUGAUGCUGGUGCUGGAUGUAUGUACUGGAGUAAAGACUUGAUCGAUAUUCAAGAAUUUUCAAGUGGCGGGUUAGAUCUUUAUCUUCGCCUACCACAUUCAGAGCUAGGUACCAGUAAUAAGAAAAUAGUUGUUAUUAUAGUGACAGUUAUCUUAGGCACUAUUGGAGUUGCAGCUUUGACAUUAUUCAUCCGGUGGAAAAUUAUGACACAAAGAAAAGCUCAAAGGAAGAAUGAACAGCUGGAGAAUUUGAAGCAUGAUGAGAAUGGACACCAAGUUCAACUCGAAGAGUUGCCAUUGUUUGAAUUCAAAAGGCUUGCAACUGCAACAAAAGACUUUCAAGAUAGCAAUAAACUUGGACAAGGUGGUUUUGGUCCAGUAUAUAAGGGGACACUGGAAGACGGAGUACAAAUAGCAGUGAAAAGACUUUCUGCUGCUUCAGGACAAGGCAUAGAAGAGUUCAUGAAUGAAGUUGUGGUUAUCUCUAAGCUGCAGCACAGGAACCUUGUUAAACUUCUAGGUUGCUGCAUAGAAAAUAAGGAAAAAAUGCUUAUUUAUGAAUAUAUGCCUAAUAAGAGCUUGGAUUUCUUUCUGUUUGAUCCUGUCAAGCGAGAGCUUUUGAGCUGGGAGAAACGAUUCACCAUCAUUGAAGGCAUAAGUCGAGGCCUGGUUUAUCUUCAUAGAGAUUCUAGACUAAGGAUUAUUCACAGGGAUUUAAAAGCAAGCAAUAUAUUGUUGGAUGAGGAUCUUAUCCCUAAAAUAUCAGAUUUCGGAAUGGCACGUAUCUUUGAAAAUAAACAGGAUCAAGAUAACACUAGAAGGGUAGUUGGAACAUAUGGGUAUAUGUCUCCUGAGUAUGCAAUGGAAGGUCACUUCUCUGAAAAAUCUGACGUUUACAGCUUUGGGGUGCUGUUACUGGAGAUUAUGACAGGAAAAAAGAAUAAUAACUUUUGGUUGGAUGAACAAUCACUGACUCUUCUAGGAUAUGUAUGGAAAUUAUGGAAUGAAGAUGACCUUCAGCCUGUAAUUGAUCCAUUAAUAGCUGAACCAACCUUUUCGCCGGAGAUCUUAAGGUGCAUCCAUGUAGGGUUAUUAUGCGUACAAGAAUUUCCAGGAGACAGGCCUAGCACUUCUACACUACUAUCAAUGAUAGUCAGUGACAUAGUAGAUCUUCCAUGUCCUAAGCAACCCGGCUUUAUUAGAAGGUUGGUUUCUUCUGACACCGAUUCCUCUCAAUUACAUGGACCAAAGAGUUCAUCUAGCAGCAAUUAUGUCUCAAUUACACAUUUGUCUGGUCGAUAAUCAUCUGUAAUAUAAAUGAUUCUAAAGUUUUGGUAACAUGACCACUAUUCAGUUUCUAAUAGAAAAUUGAGAUCAUUUCUCCUUACAAAUAUAUAUCCAAUGCAAUCUUACAAAUUUACAA
Messenger RNA from Chenopodium quinoa (quinoa), 3017 nucleotides. RefSeq names its product G-type lectin S-receptor-like serine/threonine-protein kinase SD1-13. Gene Ontology annotation, molecular function: ATP binding; protein serine/threonine kinase activity. The coding region runs from base 272 to 2896 and encodes 874 amino acids. NCBI's taxonomy places the organism in Eukaryota, Viridiplantae, Streptophyta, Magnoliopsida, Caryophyllales, Amaranthaceae. Gene Ontology annotation, biological process: protein phosphorylation; recognition of pollen. The record is from RefSeq and is a predicted model, not a curated record. The transcript is spliced from 8 exons.